UUUCCAUUCAUCGUUUGCUCUCUGGUUCGUGGAGCGAAAGGUGGACAGGUUUAGUGGCGCGGUCGUUGUCCAACAUUCUAGUUCUGUGUUUCGGUCUGGUUUUGUUGGAAAGCUGUCCCGGUGGCGAACCUCCCAGCAAGGCACCGUGUCCGCGUGGAGUCAUAGUGAACGGAGAGCCACUGCUCCACAGUUUCUUAGUGGAAAUUUCCCGUGGAUCCUAGAAACACCUUUGGCCGUCUCAGGGAACGCUUGGGCUGAGCUCAUUAGUCAGCUGAUCGCGUGCCCGUCGUUUAUUUGUCGAAUUGGCGGUGCCUUGACGUGAACUGGAAAAAGCCUUGGACCUGACAAAUUCGCGAACUCUAAAUUGGAUGAAAAUUGUAAUUGCCGUGUGGCGUCGGAGUGGCUAUCGAGGAGACGUUCCGCGACAAGCGAGCGCGAGCAGAGCAAACUGCGUUUAGUGACUUGGCCUUCGCGAAGAUUUCUGCGCCGGUAGACGCGGCUUUCUUUGGCACGUUUUCGGUCGUCGACCCGCUCGACGAUUUUCAGCGCUGCAUCCACGCCGUUCGGACACUUGCACUUGCAGCGAGUGCAAGGCGCUACGCGGCAACAACCCCAAGCAUUCCAAGGACGUGAAGGAAUUCGAGUGGGCGCUCCCUUGUAAAUGCCUCUUGCCCAGUUAUCCUACGCAGAUUUGUAUGACAGCUACGUUCAGAAUCGGCAGAACAUUUUAGAGGUUUUCCGUGACUUUUUCUUCUCUUCGGACCGACUGCUGCUUGUGCGCCUAAUUUGCACCAUGUCGACCGCAUUCCUUACCGCAAUCGCUGUGAUCCUGUGUAUCCUGUUCCGGAUCCUAAACGUGAACAGUCAGCCUUUGAAACCGAGUAUUUGGUGCUUGGACGAAUCCUUCUUGGAUUGCUUGCAUAAGAUUGCACCUCUGCUAAGGGAACCGUAUGUUCCAACAAGACUAUGGGGUUUCAGUGGCCACGUACAAACCGUAAUACACAGUAUAGUUGGACGCGUGAAGUGUCCUUGGCCUCUAGGCGAACGUGUGUAUCUGUCACUAGUUGAUGGUUCAACAUUAACCUACGAUUUAUAUCAACCAUUAAAUGAACAUGAAGAUGAUAUUACUGUUGCGAUAUGUCCCGGAAUUGGAAACUCCUCGGAGAGUGUUUAUAUUCGAACUUUCGUGCAUUACGCACAAUGUCAUGGCUACAGAUGCGCUGUACUUAAUCACAUUGGUGCACUACCAAGUGUUCAGGUGACUUCAUCGAGGAUAUUCACAUAUGGUCACACAGGCGACUUUGCAGAAAUGAUAACUAGUCUCGUGAAGAAGUAUCCAUCAACGAAUAUUGUUGCAGUUGGUUUCAGUUUGGGUGGUAACCUAGUUACCAAAUACAUGGGCGAAAAGGAAAGUAACCGACCCUCAAACGUAAUUGGUGGAGUUUCGAUAUGCCAAGGAUACAAUGCAGUCGAGGGCACCAAGUGGCUUUUGAAUUGGCAAAAUUUCCGCCGCUUCUAUCUGUACGUGAUGACGGAGAACGUGAAGAAUAUCAUCAUGAAACAUAGACACGUUCUACUUUCCGAUGAGGUUAAAAACAAAUACCAACUUAAUGAGCGUGAAAUUGUGGCGGCUGCCACGCUACCAGAAUUGGAUGAAGCGUACACGCGGAAAGUUCAUGAUUUCUCAUCGGUCACAGAUCUAUAUCGAUGGAGCUCAUCGAUAAACUACUUGGAUGGCAUCAACAAGCCAAUGAUUUUCAUGAAUGCUAAGGAUGAUCCACUUGUUCCCGAAGAUUUACUACCUCCGAUUAAGGAGUUUUCAGCCACACGUCCUAACUCAGUCUACAUUGAACUAGCACAUGGUGGUCACCUUGGAUUCUACGAGGGUGGGCUUAUAUACCCCAACCCUGUGACAUGGUUGGACCGCGCCCUGGUCGCUCUUAUUGGCGGACUGGUGCUGGCCCAUAGUGAUGGACUGCAAAAGAAGAUCUCUAUUUCAACAUGAACACAACAACCAGCAGCCUAUAUUAAAGAUUUGAAUAGCAGCAGUUGCAAAACUGGAAACGAACACUAAAAGAGUUUCACAAAAUAUUAAACAAAAAGAAAGUUAAGAAAAAGGGAGCUGCGAUGCACAGCAACAAAUAUUUACUUAUUAAUAAAUAGAUUAUAUUUCGAUGUUUCACACACGCUCAAAAAACAAUAAUUUUAAAAUAGAUCAAACCAGAAGGAAACAUUAGUAGGUUCCUAGAUAUGGAGAUGACAAAACCGCUUUGCAAAAUGACAAAAAUAUUUCAAAUUUAUUUAUACAUUCGAAAAUAUAUAGUAUAUGAAUACAGGAUGACAAAGCCAGUAUGGAAAACUACAUUUGUUUAUAUUUACGGUUAGGAGCAAAAGGAAGACUUUGAAAUCAAUCAUAUAAACCUAUAUUCCCCGAAAAUGAUUGAAUUCAAAUUUAUUUAGAUCAGAAAUGAUAAAGAUUCUUUUCCGUACAUGAAAUACUUUAAAAUUAUUUUCCGAACCGAAAAAAGACGAAAUCCUGUUCUCGCAUAGACGAAAAGAAUUGAUUUUUAUAACUAAAUUGAUUUAUGAGUGCAAAAGGCAGAACUAGGGCUUGACUUAGCAUUUGAACUUUACUAAUAAUUGCGAUGUUUGUUGUUAACUUCCGGUGUGAACAAACCAAAUUGUCGUUGUAUGUAAGUGUCUUAAGUGUUCGUGCAUAUCGUUGAGGAGUAAAUCAUAAUGAAAAAAAUAAUGCAGGCGCAGCCUCGUUUUGAGGAGCGCCUGAAUAGUCGGCAUCUUUUGUAAAGUUACUGAGUAUUUUUACAUAGACUACGAAGUAUACACAUAAAUGUAUAUUUUGAGUAUGCUGUGUUGAUAAUAUACGAAUAUAUGCAGUUUUAUCGAGCACAAUUGCUGUAAUUAUGAAAUUUAUUGCUUUUUGCUAAGUAAUUUACACUAAACAAACCGUUCGAGCAGAUGAAAGUUUUAUAUGCAUAAAUUGUUCUACUAUUUUCGAUUUGUUUUUAUAACGUAGGUAUUAGAAUUUUUUACAGACCAUAUUUGACAAAAACUAUUAGAGAACUCGCAACAGUGAAGCAUUCGUUGAAAAUAAGCCUUUAGAAAUAUUUCGAGGAAAGCAAGCGCUUUCACACAGGGUACAUUUGAAGGCCGCAAUGUGUUCAAAUUAUAUUGAGGCAUUGAGAGCUGCGUUUAAAAAUAGAUGAAGCAUUCAAAAAGUAGACCUAAAUCCCCCAAGUCUAAUUCGUUUUCGCACAAGUGCGCCUAGUGAGAAAACAAGUUAAAUACUGGAAAUUUAAGUCACAAGCAGUCGUGAUCACCAACUUUGUGAAACCGAAAGUCACCUUUUCGUAUGAGAAUUCAGUGGUCAACCCAUUCUACUUUUAUGCAGCGUUACCAAACGUGUUUGUUCACGAAAUAUGAGUUUAAAUACUAGAAGUGCAUCAUCCAUGUCUUGACUAAAUACUGCGCAAAGAUUGAAUUAUGCAUAUUAACAAAAAAUUGAAAAUACAUUUCUCAUUCCAUAUUUAUUGUUACCAAUUCAGUGUAAAGCAUUUGUUGUAACAGCAGUAAUUGCAUGGAAAACGCUAAGUAUUAGAUUCGGCUGCAUAGAUACAGAAGUAUUCUUCAAAUCAAUGGUUCCAAUUGAUGUGAUUAUUAGUUCGAUCAAGUUUUAAUACCCAAAUUACAACAAAUAGACAAAUACUUUACACGAAAAGGUCUUAUUGUAGGUUAUUCAGUUAAGCAGUAUUUGUUUAUUGUUAAUUUAUUGAGGAUUAGUCUUUAGAUUCGUGCAUAACACAAAUGAACGUGGCUGUAUGAUUUUGCUGAAUUAUCAGCAAAUUAUUUGUUUUCAAUAUGUUUGUAAACUAUAAAUUGAAACUGACUUACUAAUUACAUAAAUGUUGUCUGGAAUAUAUGAAUAAUGGAAGCCCUGUUUCGAUGAACUAUAGCUCCAAUAUAUGUAGAUUUGAGCGACCGAUCGUCAUGUCGAGAAAGGGAAUCAAUGUAGAUGCAACGACAUAUUUUUGCAUCAUAAGAUGUUUUCAAUGGCUAAAUAAAUAUUAAUAUUGCGAACAGAA
This is a messenger RNA of Hermetia illucens (black soldier fly), 4100 nucleotides long. RefSeq names its product abhydrolase domain-containing protein 2 (gene Hydr2). Gene Ontology annotation, cellular component: sperm flagellum; sperm plasma membrane. NCBI's taxonomy places the organism in Eukaryota, Metazoa, Arthropoda, Insecta, Diptera, Stratiomyidae. The record is from RefSeq and is a predicted model, not a curated record. Gene Ontology annotation, biological process: steroid hormone receptor signaling pathway; sperm capacitation; acylglycerol catabolic process. Gene Ontology annotation, molecular function: acetylesterase activity; monoacylglycerol lipase activity. Bases 662 to 2005 code for a protein of 447 amino acids. The transcript is spliced from 6 exons.